Messenger RNA from Ectocarpus siliculosus, 1217 nucleotides. NCBI's taxonomy places the organism in Eukaryota, Phaeophyceae, Ectocarpales, Ectocarpaceae. The record is from the annotation of a GenBank genome assembly.
UUCUCUCGGUCAGGACAGCGAUGCUUGCCCAUUGUGCCCAGCUCCUUGCCCUGUCGAGCCUGCUAUCGUUGCCUUCUUUGAUCGAAGCAUUUCUAGGUCCUGCACCCGGGGCCCGAUCGCCUUCAACAGGCCGAGACAGGACCCCAGCAGCAUCAUGUGUCGUCAUGUCUGACCAACAGCAGUCAACCUGCCGUAGCAGCCGAUUGCUCACAGACGCUCCCGCCACCCUGAUCAGUGAAGCAGGCCGAGAAGCAAGGGGUCGACCAGGUCAAGGGCUGGAAGACAUCGUUCCCCUGGUCGCAGCCUUAGAGGCAGCCUGCAAGGGGAUAUCGAUGCUGGUUCGGCGAGCAGCAAUAGCGGGAGCCACGGGUGUCGCUUCAGGAGGCGGCCAAAACGCGGGAGGAGAUGAGCAGAAAAAGUUGGACGUCGUUUCGAACGACCUCCUGAAGGGUUUCUUGGCGAGGUCGGGGGUCGUGCGAGUGCUGGCCAGUGAGGAGGAGGACGAGCCAGUAGUGGUGGAAGGCAACCACGACGCGAGAUAUGUAGUCGUGUUCGAUCCCUUAGAUGGUUCUUCGAAUAUCGACGCUUCAAUUCCUACCGGCACUAUAUUUGGGGUCUAUCUGGCGGACCCAAGCAAGAGCGCGCGGGAAAACGCUCUUCAGCCUGGCAACAAGCUGGUGGCCGGGGGUUAUUGUCUGUACUCGUCGUCCACGGUGAUGGUCAUCAGCCUCGGGGAAGGCACGCAUGUGUUCCAGCUCGACAGAGAUUUGGGCGAGUUCGUGCUCACGAAGCACAGCAUCAAGAUGCCGGCCAGAGGCCGAAGCUACUCGUUGAAUGAGGCGCGAGAACCGGACUGGCCGGAUGGGCUGAAGCAGUACAUCUCGGACAUGAAGACGGGCGCCGGGCAGAGCGGGGAGAGGUACGACCUGGUGUACGUGUGCUCUCUCGUCGCCGACGUCCACUACACGCUGUUCGAGGGAGGGGUCGCCAUGAACCCAAGGAGCCAUCUUCGGCUCGUUUACGAAGGGAACCCGAUGGGUUGGGUGGUCGAACAGGCCGGAGGACGGGCUUCCACCGGCGCCGCAGCGAUGCUGGACAAAGAGCCUUCUGAUAUUCACGAGCGAAUCCCGACGUUCUUGGGGUCGGAGGAGGACAUCCUGGAGCUCGAGAGCUACGGUGAUGUUCAGCAGCUUGGGAACAAAAAAUACGCCGCCUGA